Molecule: messenger RNA, 390 nt
Organism: Acaulospora colombiana
Lineage: Eukaryota; Fungi; Glomeromycota; Glomeromycetes; Diversisporales; Acaulosporaceae
Source: the annotation of a GenBank genome assembly
AUGCCAACCUUCCAGUGGGUCUUUACGGGUGGUCCAGCAGCCCGUCCGCAAAACAAUAUGGCUGCUUCGUCGAAAUACUGUUCCAUGUUUUCCUUUCCGAAGGCCGUCUGUCGCGCAAAAUUGCUGGAUACUCCGCCAGGCGGUUAUGCAAUACUGCAUGAGAUAAAGAAAAUGUUCUCCAGCGGAAAGAAAGUUAUGGUUAAGCUUGAAAGACUCCGGGGCCCGCUCAGAUUCCCGUUAGAUGAAAAUGGUUUUGGCCUUGUUCACACACACAAUCAAAUUCCCAUAAUAAUGCAUACGAGAUUGUGGAUUGGAAUUGAAACUUCGAAUUCGUUAGGCCAACUAAACAAGAUCCUGAUCCGCGUUAUCAAAGCUAUCGAGCAUGACUGA